Molecule: messenger RNA, 1602 nt
Organism: Neurospora crassa OR74A
Lineage: Eukaryota; Fungi; Ascomycota; Sordariomycetes; Sordariales; Sordariaceae
Product: ADP-ribosylation factor 1
Exons: 3
Coding region: 540-1091 (183 amino acids)
Biological process (GO): vesicle-mediated transport; intracellular protein transport
Cellular component (GO): Golgi apparatus; cytoplasm
Molecular function (GO): GTPase activity; GTP binding
Source: RefSeq, a predicted model, not a curated record
CGCACGAGCCACGAGAAGCGGCUAUCGGAGGUUUCCACGGUGCCGUCUCGCUGCCAAUCGAUUGCCGGGAUGUUUGCAGUUGGGCUGGGCGCUUGGGGCGGCCUUGCCUCCCGGGACCCCUGAGUGCCGGCACGAUCAAAGGAGCUCUUUGGCGGCAUUGAGCGACGGCCUCUCUAUGACAACGAGAGGAGCAUCUUGAAGCAACCUAACCCAAAACACUUUUUUUUUUCGCAAUACCACGGCGCAACAAACCCUCGCUUAUCCUGUCUUCAACCGUGCGCACGGGAGCAUCCGAAAGAUACCAGCUGGGCUGACCGCGCUUCCGUUCGCUGCCUCCUCGAUAAUACACUACUCGCCGUCAUCAUUUCCAUCGACUAGUACGGCCCGAUCCGACACGUUAGAGCCCGAUCUGUAUCAAGGAAUCGCCUUGCCUGGUCAAAUCCUCUCCUCAUCCGUCUAAUUAUCAACUGCCUCAAUCAUCACACUCCUACGAACUCAACGCGCUCUCAGUCUUCCGGGGCACUAGCCAACACGCAAAGAUGGGUCAGAGCAUGUCAUGGCUGUCUAGCCUGUCCAACCUCUUUUGGACAAAGAAGGAGAUCCGCAUUCUGAUAUUGGGCCUCGAUAAUGCCGGAAAGACAACACUACUAUACAGGCUCAAGAUUGGCGAGGUAGUAACCACGAUACCAACAAUCGGUUUCAACGUCGAAUCAGUCACAUACAAGAAUCUCAACUUCAAUGUGUGGGAUCUGGGUGGUCAGACUAGCAUCCGCCCGUACUGGAGGUGCUACUAUGCGAACACGGCGGCGGUAAUAUUCGUUGUUGACUCGACCGAUAUGGAGCGAUUGCAAACCGCGGCGGAUGAGUUGGCCGCUAUGUUGAAUGAGGAAGAGCUGAAGGACGCUGCCCUUUUGGUGUUUGCCAACAAGCAAGAUCAGCCAGGUGCAAAGGGGGCGGCAGAUAUCUCUCAGGCUCUCCGCCUGGGCGAGCUAAGGGACAGGAACUGGAGCAUCAUGGCCUGCAGUGCAGUGGAAGGGACAGGCAUCACAGAGGGCAUGGAUUGGUUGGUGCAAACCGUAAAAGAGGAGUAGUGGCCAAAGCAGGGAAUGCGCAAACAUCACCACCGGCUUUGAGAUGACGAGGAGAAUCUGUACAACAACAAAUGACAACAACAUCAACAUUCGGGAAUAGGUCGUACCGACGGAAUUACAUACCGGCACAUGACUUGGGUAUAUCGGAUACGUAUGGCGGCGGCAGGCCGGGUUUCUCGGCGUUCUUGGGGGUUAUGUCCCGUGGUGGUUGGUACCAGCGGAUGCCUUGAUGACAAACAAAACGACAUAAGGGUUCAGAGAUUUCUGCCUACAUAUAUCAGCUUACGAGCUUUCUAUAGCCUUCUUUUAAUUAAUGGACUGGCUCCGGCGACUAUUCAACGUCGGAUCGUCGGGUAUUGAGACUUCAAGCACACAACAAAAAAGACGAAAUUCGGACUCUUACAACAUGUCUGCGCGUUGGGCAAUAUCCCGUUUCACACGACAUAUUCCCGACUCCGAUAUUACUUAUAUUCUCUUGCGCGGUGACUCUAAGCUUGGUCAUCAGUUGACC